AUUGCAUAUAUGUACAUACGUAAUUGUUGAUUUGUUAUUGUAUCGCUAAGAAUGAUUUUGUUAAGUAUUUAUUCAUUUACUUUACUUUGAUUUUGCACACACAUACAUAAGUGAAAAUGGCGCUGAACACACAAACAAAACAAACUAGCCGCCAGCGUCUAAGAGGCACUAUUUGGACAAGGGAAAAGAUUUACAGACUGAUCGAGCUUUACCGUGCUUCCGACUGCCUGUGGAAUCAUUACUCAGAAUUGUACAAAAAUAAAGACUGUCGCAAUAAGGCCAUCGAUCACAUCUGCAGUACCCUGGGCAUCACCAAACUGGACUAUGGCAAAAAAGUCCACAAUUUACGCAAUCAAUUCAACUCGGAAUUGAAAAAAUACGAGAGACGUUUGGCGAAAACGGGCGAGAAUUCGGAUGAAACGGUAAAAGCUUGUCGCUGGGAACAUUUCGAUAAAUUAAUGUUUCUACAGCCCAUCAUUGAACCACGGCCGGGAUUUCAACCACAAUGCAAGAAAACCACUAGGAACAAUAAGUUAAAAUUGACGGAAACAAAUAUCGAAACUGAAAAAGAACAAAAGUCUAAUGAUAGUAUUAUCCAGCUGUUGUCUGUUGAGGAGACAAAUAACGGUAUUGCUAAGGAAAAAUCCACUUGUGAAUUACAACGAAGUCCUGCAUGCGAUCCUCGAAGAACUUCUCCCAAUUUGAUGCACGGCGAACAGCUGAAUUAUGUGACGACUUCAAGACCGUCCCCGCCCCGGGUUAAUCGUGAUCAGUGGGAUGCUUUUGGGGAGUUAAUUGCGAAUGAGUUUCGUAAUUUAAACUCGGCGAUCUCGCGCAAAAAGCUUCAACGUAAAAUUAUGCGAAUUAUGCUUGAAGUUGGUGAAGAAGAUGAUCAAAAAUACACAAACACAAAUUAAUAAAGCUU
Molecule: messenger RNA, 925 nt
Organism: Drosophila grimshawi
Lineage: Eukaryota; Metazoa; Arthropoda; Insecta; Diptera; Drosophilidae
Exons: 3
Coding region: 117-917 (266 amino acids)
Source: RefSeq, a predicted model, not a curated record